CCCUGUAGCCGUCGACCCGGCGCGGCACAGCGCAGCUCGGGUAACCAUUCACCUCCUUGCGAUGGAGCCGCUAGGCUACGGAUUUCUGUUACUGUUCCUUCAUAUCCUGAAAGCUGUUAUUGCACUGGAGGAGAAGAUGAUCAUCAGUAAACUUGGAGACAAUGCUACGCUGAGUUGCAUUUAUCAAGAAAGAGAUUUGCACUUAAAAAAUCUACGAGUGUACUGGCAAAUAGUUGAUGAUCAAGAAGAGUGUUCAGUUGUACAUACAUUGAUCUCUGGACAAGACAAUGAAAGUGAACAGUGUAUUCACUUUAAAAACAGGACUCGAUUAUUCCAGGAUAGAUUGGGAAAUGGUGAUUUUUCUCUGCUACUGCUAAAUGUCAGCCAGAGUGAUGAACGUAGGUACAAAUGUGUAGUACUGCAGAAAACUGAAUAUACCAGAGUGAUUUACCAGGCAGAAGUGAUUCUCAGCUUAGCAGCUAGUUAUAGUCAACCAAUACUCAGUGGACCAAUAAGAAACAGUGACAGCACUGGAGAAGAGGUGACUUUCAGCUGCAAGUCUGGCAACGGAUACCCAAAGCCCAAUGUUUAUUGGAUAAAUAAAACAGACAACAGCCACCUGCAUCCAUCAGAGCUAAAGAUCACCCCCCACACCGAUGGCACUUACAGCAUUUUUAGUACCUUGAAGGUUAAAGCUACUUCUAACAUGGAAAUAGAGUGCUCCAUAGAAAAUAAAAUACUGAGGGAAAAUCUGUCAGCCAACUACACAGAGCAGAAACAAAACAACGGUUCUAGUAUAGAAAGUCACAAAAACCUGGAAAAGAAUAGACGAGGUGCUCAAGCAGCUGGCAUCAUUUCCAUUGUCAUUCUGAUGGGUAUUAUAGCUGUUUUAAGCUGCUGGCUGUGGAGACAGAGAUCCUCUAAACUUAGAUCCUACACAGAUGUCCCACCAAAUGAAGACAGAGGAGGAAACAACUCACCUGUCUAAACGGGAAGUGUGCCAACAAUUUGGGCAGCUGGAGAUAUGUCAAGAGAAGCAUCACUCCCUGUCUCAAGUGGCAGCAUUGCUUGUAACACAAGUGACAGAGUUCUGGAGAGCGUGAGAAGAGAGAUGGCAAAAAAAAAAAUCUCCUCCAACACAAGAGACAGCAAAAUCCACUGCAUUUGUGUUCCAGCCGCUGACUGUGUUCACACAACAGUUGUGUCACCACACCAGCUAACCAUUUUGGAUGGUCCUCUGUGUUAGUCUGUCAGUCUUUUGAGCUUCUGCACUGGGGAAGGCAGUAAGCCUGAGACUUGGCUACUCUGUGCCAGACCACUGAAAGCUGGUGAGAACUCGAUCUCUCAUCAUCACCGUUGAGGAUGUAAUUUGUAGCAGAAGCAACUGCAUUUCAGGAGUGUGGAAAGCUCUGUCUGUCUCUCCUUACCCUGACAAUGACUACUGAAUGUGAAGAAAGGCAGCUAAGAAAAUACAAAGAACAUGGAAGGACUGUCUGCAUAGUUAGACUUCAGACCUUUUCCACUUUUCUCUCUCUACAGUACAUCCCUUCAUUGUCUGGUUUCACCAGCUGAAUGUUUUUCUGUACAGAACUAUGUAGAACACCUUGACCCAGUCUUUCAUAAAUGGGAGUUGCUCUCUGAAUGUGCUAGCUGAAUGUGUUAACAUAAGGGGAUGUGCACUCUUUAAAUGCACUUCUUGAUAUCAACGUUUUGCGUUUUACAGAAAAUUUGACCAAAAAGGGAACUUCACUUUUACAGGAGCCGAUGCAUACUAUGUGAAAGAGCAGGCUGUGGAAAUCUGACAAACUAAAACCAAUGCUCUCUGCUGGUUUACCUGGACUUACCGUUUUCAGGAUGGAACAAAAACUGUGGUCCAGCUCUGCUUGAUUCAGCUUUAAGCACUCCACUGUGGCUUCCAGAGAGGAUUUUAAACUGAAAUUUUUAAACUUCACCUUUCCUAAUAUCCCAUUCCUCCCUCAAAUUAAAAAGAAAAGGAUAAAAAAAAAAGAGGACAGACUGCAAGCUGUAUCACUCUGUGAUCCAUGAGUCUCCAGAAAGCCAAGAACUGCAGUUUCCCUGUGUCAGUACACACACGUCACCGUUUCAGCCUCAAGUCAAACAAGAUAAACUGGUUGAAAUUAGGAAAGCAGUACAUUUUGCUGAUGGUAUGAGGGUUCAAAGUAGGAAGAAUCUAUACUAGCUCUCUUGCCCAGGUGGGGCAGCUUCCCCAUCUAGUCUUGGCAAGGUGGAAAUUAUUUUAAACUAAGCCCUGGAAGCACUUGGCUUCUCCUACAUGAAUUGCUAGACUAAAAUUAUACUAUUUGCCUGAAUAACUUACAGCCUUGUUUAUCCUGGGUUGGGAAGGCACUCCAGUGUCAAAAAUGAGAUACGACAUGGAUUUUUCAUAUCAAUUUGAACUUUCACAUCCCAGCCAAGUAAAAAUAAGUUUUGUUGUUCUGUUCCUCAUCACAUGGAAUUCAGAAUCCUUUGGCAGUAGCACAGUCAUAGAAUCAUAGAAUGGUAGGGGUUGGAAGGGACCUUUAGAGAUCAUUUGGUCCAAUUCCCCUACAGAAGCAGGUCCACAGGAAUGCAUCCAGGUGCGUCUCGAAGACCUCCAAGGAAGGAGACUCCACAACCCAUCUGGGCAGCCUGUGCCAGGGCUCCAUCACCCUCAUAGUGAAAUAGUUUUUUCUUAUGUUUAAGUGGAACUUUUUGCGUUCCAGCUUCACCUCAUUACCCCUUGUCCUGUUACUAGUUUUUGCUGAAGCAGUACUUCCAAGAAGGCUCCGAGCUGGGUAACACCACUGUGCCAGCAUGCUGUGGGAGAGCUGCAUAGGCUCAGCCUCCAUGGUGCUGAAGAGAAGGACAGUUUAGCUCUCACUUGAUGCAAUCUAGACUUACUCAGCAGUUUGAACAGGAUGGGGAAACUGGGUAAAAAAAAAAAAUUUUUUUAGGCAGGUUGCAACUAAAUAAUUGUCUGUUGUCUGUUUAGAUUGUAAGUAACUACGUACAGUUAUGGUUUUAAAGACAUUUUAUCUAUUCAUGUCAAAAGUAGUAUAUUGAAUAUUUGCUAAUCUUAAAAAAUCUGUGAAAAAUACUCUGGUUUAUUUAUUAAUUUUAAUUUUGUCAUCUUUUGCCCUCCACUCCACAAGUCUAUCAGGUAGACCAUUUAGCUCACAGCAUUUGUCAGAUAAGAUUAUUCAGGUGCCGUAAGUGACUUUAAACGUCAGCUUUUUCUUGUCUUCUCUCGUGCCCAUUAAUCUAGAUGGUUUUUUUUUUGAGUCUAGAUCUAGCCUUCAGUGAACCCUAAAUGGAAUUUGCCUGAAGAAAGCAUGCAAGCUUGCAGACACCUUAAAAAUGUGAACAACAUCUGUGCAGAUGUGAAGGGUAACCAUUUCCUAGUGGUUCAGUAAGAAGUCCUGCAGAUGUUUCCUCACUAUUUAUCAGCUGAAGUUAUUUGGCACAGCCUCUUUGGCACUGCUGUAACUGACAGAAGCCUUUUCUAACAACAGUUUUCCACUUUUGUAUCCUGCAACUGCAAGAAGUUGUAAGAGUUUAGAGAUGUAACAGGUAACCUAGCAGUCACUUCACAAUAUGUUAAGCUAAUUCAGACUGCUUGGAUUUUCUUACUUCUGGGCCACUUCACAGUACAUAGUGAAAUACAUAUAAAUGCAACAGCCUGCCCUUGCAAAAUCCAUAGUUUCAACUGGUUUAGGUUUCCAGCUAUUUUUAGAGGCAAGUAAAUCCUAGAUGACAGUUUGGGUUUUACCAUUCAAAAGACUUGGAAAUGUUGUAGUAACAGAGCUUUUGUCAUCACAUACCAUGCUUAUAUGUUAAAUAAAAUCCGUUAAUUCUUCUGGUUGUUUGACCAAAAAAAAAAAAAAAAAGAAAAAAAUCUAUCAGCACUUAAAGACAAGUCACUUUGUCCAAACAAAGUGGCAGUUCUACUUUCAGCCACAUCCCUCAGGGCGUAUGACCACUCCUUUCCACAGCCCUCAAAUGAUGGGCGAUGACACAACACAGUCUUGACAGUGUUGCUGUGUUUUGGUUCCAACAACAAAAUACCCUAACCAAACUCAAGGAAAGUCAUGCUGUAGCCUGAAGGCAGCAUUAAGCCUAGGGUGAUACACCCUUUUCUCACCAAAUUUAGCCCCUGGCAGAGCAAAGGUACAACACAUCCUCCUGCUUCCAGAACAAAAACCAGCUUGUUGCACUGUCCUAGGUCAGCACUUGUUGCACUUCAUCACCACUAUCCCUGUUUCUCUUUGUUAAAGACAGCAGGUCACAUGAACUACCACAUAAACACAUGCACAGGAAAGCACCACUUGAUGAAGCUUUGUGGGAAAGUCUAAGAAACGGACUCACUUUCACGGACUUUCAUUGCGGCAUGGCUGGUAAACCACUGAUGGAAAGCCCUGAAUGUGUGUUGCUACUUACUGGUCUGAAUCCACCCGUUC
Colius striatus (speckled mousebird) is the source of this 4457-nucleotide messenger RNA. RefSeq names its product inducible T cell costimulator ligand (gene ICOSLG). Gene Ontology annotation, biological process: cell surface receptor signaling pathway; immune response; T cell costimulation. The transcript is spliced from 7 exons. Gene Ontology annotation, cellular component: external side of plasma membrane. The record is from RefSeq and is a predicted model, not a curated record. The coding region runs from base 62 to 988 and encodes 308 amino acids. NCBI's taxonomy places the organism in Eukaryota, Metazoa, Chordata, Aves, Coliiformes, Coliidae.